Molecule: messenger RNA, 2580 nt
Organism: Klebsormidium nitens
Lineage: Eukaryota; Viridiplantae; Streptophyta; Klebsormidiophyceae; Klebsormidiales; Klebsormidiaceae
Source: the annotation of a GenBank genome assembly
AUGGCUUCAAAUGUCAUCGAUCCGUGGGACCUUCGUUCGGAGACGGGAAGGACCUUCCACGAAGUUAACGAGGCAAAAGAAACAGAACAAAAGGGUUGCAAACAGAAGUGGCUCUCAUUUCGUGUCGGCGAACAGAAGCGGAUUAGCAAAGUUCGCAAGUUGGCACGGCUCGUUAUCCACUCCUCGAAGGAUCCCGGAACGGUCCUUCCGUCACUGUUCAGGGGGGACCUACAGCAGGCGCUCCACGCAGGUCCGGUACCCCCUCUUUUGGAAACUAUGGAAUACGACGGCGUCCAUCUUCAAGACCUUAUGAUUGCCCCAUUUCGUCUGCACCCAACCGAGCACUUCUACCGGGCACUGGGAAUCGACGGUCAGGAUUCGGACGCGGCCGCGCGGAAGUCGCCGAUCUGGGACAUGGUCGCAGGGUUUCUGGAGGGGUGCGCGAGCGCGCUGGUGCGCGCGGCCGCGGAGGCGCUGCAGGACCUGGGGCAGGACGUGGAGACGGGGGGGCGCGAGCUCUUGGAUCAGCUGAUUCGCUGCCACGUGGACGCGAUCGUCGCACGCCACCUGGGCGCACUGCGCGCGAUGCGCGUGUUCGAGGUCAUCCGCCGCGCGGCCGAGCAGACGAUCAGUUCCAAGACCGCGCGCCUGUGCACCAAAAUGAAGCGGGGAAGGCAGAGGACGUGGGGCGUCCCAAACGGACAUGGGCAGAAAUCGAAGAUGAUGCGCGUCGAGGAGGCGUGCAGAGGCUUGGCUGAAAUCGGGAGGAACAAGGAAAUUGAGCUGUUCAUGAUGCUCCUCAAGCCGACGUUCUCCAACAUUCGCGUCGACAUCAAGAACCUGCCCCAUCAGCUGGACCCUCGGGAGCUCCUGACCCUCAUCAAACCCGCGCGCCUCGCCGCGCGCGCGUCCUUGCUCGCGCGCUCCCACUCCCUGCAAACCAAAUUCGCGCGUUUACUCAGUGUCGAGCGAGGACAAACGGAGCCGGAACACGCAGAGGGGGACGGAAGAGAGUGGACAUUCAUCGAAACGAGGGACUUGCUGAACUGUCUGAACCGCGCGUUUGAAGAUUCUGCUAAGUCGCGCGACGCGGCCUUGGAGAGGGGUUUAGAGAACCCUGAGGUGCGCGAGGCGGCCGCGGGCCGCUCCUUGGAGGGAAUGAUAGCGUAUGUGCGGCAAUUGGAGGGCCUCUUCAGUGCAGCGGACCAAGGGGGGCUGAAGUUUGCGGAAGAUUCCUUUGAGGCGGCAGUGCGCGCGCGGGAAAAGGGUGGUUCCGGCCGGGAUGCGUGGCGGAACGGGCUGCCGGAAGACUACGUACGAGAGGACUCGGACAUUCUGCAACUGCUCAAGGCGGUCACCCAGUUUUACCACCGCUCGCGCGGGAUCCUGACGCUGCGCGCGCGCAAGGCGGCCGAUCGGGAGGUCAUCGCCGGCAUACUCAAUCGCGCACAAGCGCGCAAAAAAGCAAAGAGGAUUCAAGCCGAGGAGAAAAUCCCGCGUUCGGACGUCCGGAGUACAGAAAAGGCGUCCGAAAGCAUGACCGAUAGGACCCGCGAAGCAGACGAACAGGCCCAGGAGAACGGGGCCGUUGGUCUGAUGGGUGAUCAAAGCGGGGCGGGGCCCGAGGGAAGAAACGGAAACAGAAACGGAAGUGAAAACGGAAACGGAAUUGGAAACGGAUUGGGAAUCAGAGGGGCGUCGGGAGGUGAUUGCAUGGGCCAACGCUUUGAGAAGCAGAUUUGGGAUGAGUCUGAGGGGAUGUUUGUCGUGAAACGGGGGAUCAUCCUGAGAGGUCCGAUUGUCAGUAAAGCACGCAUGGUGACCCGGCAGUCGGUUUUUGAGGUCCGGUACGACGGAGGCCGGACCGGCGAGGUCAGCCUCCGGCCGGAAGAGCGGAACAGCGGAACGGACCGGAAGUUAGUCCCAAGGGGUUCGUUGGGCAGUGACGGGUCAGGUGAUCGGCCCUCGGUGGGGGAGGAGGGCAGCUGCAGCGGAAACGGAAAACGGAAAAGAAUCACAGACGGAAACGAGACUGGAUGCGGGGACAUGAAUAGCAGCGGGAAUCUGAACGGAAACGGAAACGAAAACGGAAGCGGAAACGGAGCGGCUCCAAAGCGCUGGCAGGCGCUCGAGGUGGGCUGGUGCCUGGAGCGGCUGUGCGCGCUGUACGGCGCGUCGGCGGACGCGUUCCGGACGGCGCUCCGCGACUACGAGGCGUCCGCGCUGCCGGACGGCGUCCGAAUUCAGUACAAGCCGCGCAAAACGGGCGACCGAGUGGAUAAGUACUACUGGUACGGAGACUUUCGGACGGACAGUCUGGUGAAGCUCCAGCAGUUCUUCGACGAACUUUCGGGCGCCGAGUGUGCGCCAAAGCCGAAGGCGCGCGCGCCGCCCUCGUGCGGCAAGGGUGUGCAAAAGCCGAAGACGCGCGCGCAAGAGGAGGGCGGCCGCGGCUCGCGGCCGCAGCUGACGCCGGCGCAGAAGAAGGAGGUAAAGGAGAGAAUGGAGGAGGAGCGAUGGCCGAACUACACGUCGGAGCGCCAGGAAGGUCGCACUGCGGGUAAAGUGGACUGCUACUAA